AUGAAAUGGUAAUUCUCAAAUUUACGUUUAUGCAAAUUUUGGCAUUGCGUAAAGUUGUGGGAAAAUAUUUUUAGUUUUUUUGAAAGGGAGUCUAAAUUUAACUUUGCUUGCUUUGCUCUUGCAUUAAAACUACCUUGAAAAAUGGCUUGCCGACAAUUAAUACUCCAGUGUUAAUACUCUAAAGAUCUUUAGAGUAUUAAUUAUAUAUAUAUAUAUAUAUAUAUAUAUAUAUAUAUAUGUAUACGCGAUAGCAUUUUGUGCGAUUUCCGGAAUAUUAAUGGGGUCAGAACCAAUGUUGUCAGUUAACUGCGCAUAUGUCUCACAAUGCUUAGACAACGGUUUAAGAGAAAAUGUUUAAAUAUAUCUGGCAAACAAUUUCUAUCAAAUUGUAUUUAGGCAUGAAUAUAUAUAUAUAUAUAUAUAUAUAUAUUCGCAUCUCAAUACAAUGUCGACAACAAACAGAAGCCAACCCACAAUGACAUGUCGAGAGUGGAGUAUCGACUUAUCAUCGACUUCUGUUAGGAUAUCUGCUGGUCUACUGACUUUGCGUGCUUAAUUUCCGCUGCUGAAUAAACACGUGUGUAAUUGCUCGUCGAUACAUCGCUUUCCUAUAUUUGGCACUCCUCUGUUUUUCGGUGGAUUGUUUUUAGGUGCAUGUAAGUAAGUAUUGUCAGGAGCCUGAGAUCUUAGAUAAUCUACAUUGGUCGCCAGUCGAAAACACGAAAAUGCAAACUGCAAGCAAAUCUUCUGUUGCUCAGCUUAUGCGUAUUCAUUUUCGGAAUAUAUUUUAUAGUCUACGAAUGGAAGAGAAUAUGCGCAUUCCUGGCUCUUGUUUAAAAGAAGACGGAGGUACGACUACUGAAACGGUAGCUUUAUUGUCCCUAGCUUUCGAACUCGAGCAGGAAUUCAUAAUUAGAGACUGUUAGAGUGCAGCAACGUGUGAACAUUUAUGCCGUUGUACCUUAAGGGGGUUACAUCCGUAGCUAGGUCUUGUCCGUGCUCCCUAUUCCACAAUGGCCUCCCGUCGUGGUGACGGCGUUUGUCCUUCGAGGCGGUGUGAGCUGCGCCACCUGGCUGCGUGGGCGUCAUGCGUGAUAACACUCAGGCAAGUUAAUGUGUUUAUUGGUGGAGUUCAUUUUCUGACACCCACGCCUCUAACAGUUCCCGGCACGCGCCAAAUAUCCGCGUGUUGGCGAAGUCGAACUCAUGGCCUUCUUCCAGCGUGUGAGUGGCAACUUGAGGUAGUUGGCAGCCUCUGCGAACGGCUCGUUUGUGCUCAAGUAUGCGUGAUCUGAGAAGUCGUCCUGCUUGGUUUGUGUAAUGGCAAGGACAGUUAUGGCACGGUAUUUGAUAGCUACGUCCAAUCACUCACCUGUGUCCAGCCAAUCCUUUACCUUCACGAUUCUGCUACGCGUGAUAGCAGCCGGAUGAUGGGUGACACGCACGCCUAACUUUGUUGCAAUGCGUUCUGCGGACACAUUCUUUAUGUACGGUAGGGAAUACCGAAUUGUUGAUGUCUCUCUUCCGUUUGUCCGUCGUGGGUGCGUACGUAUGCAGCAGCUGAUGAAAAUAUUUGGAUGAACGUUCUUCGCCAAUUGUUCCCUGAGGUACUGCAGUUCUUGCACCAUUCCUUUAGGCUCGCUACAGUGCGUUUUUACCCGGUAGAAAAGCGUCCUCAGACAGCCCCAUUUGUGUACCACCGAGUAGUUACUAUGUCAGCUGAGGACAUAGGUUGUGUUGGUUGCUUUUCUUUACACUGUAGUGCUGAGUUUACCAUCAGAUGUGAGCGUGAAGAGCACGACAAGGAAGGGUAAUUUCUCGGCCUCCUCGUUUUCUCUUGUAAAUUGAAUGCUGGAGAAGACGCUAGUAAGCAAGUCUUGAAAAUCCGAUAGCCUGUCCUUUUCAAUAAUGACGAAUAUAUCAUCCACGUAUCGGCGCCAAAACGUAGGUUUGUAAUGACUGAAAGCAACCUUUUUCAGAUCUUGGAGGACCAAUUCCACGACUAGACUGAAUAUUGGGGAACCCAUGGGUGUUCCCUUGAAGGUGCCACUGAAGGUGUGAAAAGUUCGUUGGCAGAAUGCAAAGAUUGGCCGCUCAGUCGUUACCCCUAAAAUGUCUUGAAAUUGUACUUCCAAGGUGUACGAAUAUGCCCGCUGAUGCAAAUUGGAUUCCACUGACGUUUAUAUGGGGUUCACUGCGCUUCGCGUUGGUUGCCGUCUUCUUUGUAAUGAUGGUCAGUCCGAAGUUAGAGCAACCGGAGUGUAAGUCCAUAUGCUCUUUUCAGAUGUGGUAUGAAGCGCGCAGUCAUCCAGGAGCGCAAAAUUGAGGACACCGGCCUUGAAUACUCUCAAAGGUGCUUUCAGGCGACAGAUGAUGAACAGGUUUCCUUCGGUUCGGUAGUUGAUGUUAGUACUCGGUCGUUCCUCACGGUUGGCCUCCAUCAACAUAGCGGAUAACAGGGGGCUCAACAGGGUGAGGGCGAGAAGGCCGCCCUGGUCCACCUCAUUGGCAACUGCGAACGCACCAGUGAUUGCCCCUCUGCUCGUGACGCGCGUCAUCGCCUCACUGUGAAGCUGACAUACCACAUGUUUGCAGUACUUCAGGCAUCCAUAUUUCAGUAUUAUGUUCCAGAGUCCACCGCGGUUGACUGUGUCGAAGGUCUUGUUUAAAGCGAGAAAGAUGUUUUAUAGGUUUCCCCUCAUCUCUUGUCGCUUCUCUUGUAGUUGGCGAGCUGUAAUGAUCAAGUCACGGCUCUUGAAAAUUCGCAGUGGCUUUCUGGGAGAAGUCCCUGUACCAGGGACAUGUCCAGACUGCUGAGGAGGACGCCAACGAAGAUUUUCCCCGCAAAAAAGAUUAGCAAGACGUCUCUGGGAUUGACACAGAAUUGUCGGUUUCCUUUGCACUUGCAUAUAUGGACAAUGGUCGCAUCUUUGAAGUCCUAGGGGCUUUGUCCUUGUCGUCACAUUUUCCAGAAAAGUGAGGUCAGCUUGGCGGUCAGCCUAGGACCGCCGCACUUAUAGACUUUGGCCGUGAUUGCGUCAGAUCCCGGUGCUUCUCCGCUGGAGAUCUGUUGUGUGACUCUGGAUUUUUUUGGGAGGAAAGGCGGGAGGCCCAGUUCGUUAUUCGUCUCCAAUUGAGAGGGCUGGCCGAUUAUGAUGGAAUGAAUUGUGUUCCGAAGUUUACACCCAUUGUGCUUCAACGACGGCGUUGUCUUCCGGGACCUGCAUUGUUUCCAGGUGCUGGGUUAAUCGAUUGCCAACCCGAAUCGGGGAGCAAACUCACUGCACAGAAUAGUAUUCAGGUUACCUGGGGGUCGCUUACCUUGCGGUCUUUUGCGGGGUGACAGCCGGAGCCUCAUCUUGAAGACGACUAGGCGGUGGUCCGUCCAGCCGCUGACGUUUCCGAUCACUUUUGCCACCGGCACGUCCUGUUGAUCUCGCAUUCGGAUGACAACGUAAUCUUGCAGAUGUCAGCGACGCAUUCUGGGGUGCAUCCACGCUGAUUUUUCCCGCAUCGGAAGGCGGAAGACAGUGGUUAGGAGGAGACGGCAUUUUGUGCCGAUUUCUGAGAGAAGACCGUUGUCGUUGCAGGCGCCAAGUCCAUGGGACCCAGUACUUCCUCUUAGGCAGCAUCAUCUUUUCCAAUGUUAGAACUGAGGUCGCCAAGAACAAUCAGCUCGCUCGCCUUCGGCAAAGUCGCCAGGGCGACCUACAGGUCUUUGCAGCAUUUGUUUUUGGUGCUGCCGGGAGUGGUCAUUGGACAGGUGCGUAGGAUCUGGUGACGGUGGCAAAUUGUGCAAUCCAAAGAGCCAACUGCAGGGUUGUCCGACUGUCUUUGCUGUCCCUGACAGACAGGGCAGUCGUCCCACGAUGUUGUUUUGAAUGGCAUAGACAACGUCGGCAUCGCGCCGCUGUACGUUUAGAAGGUCUCUCCAAAAGAAGAUGUGGUCGGCACCCAUCUCCUUCAGCUGAUCCCUUUCGGCCAAUCUGGUUUCGUUGACGGUAGCGGUAUCCACCUUGUAGCGCGUUAUUUCCUGAGUGACCGGUGUCAUCCUCCAUUCCGUCUGGAUUAUCUAAAAUAGAAUGGACAUUACAGGCCACCAGAGUGAGCAGAGUUAUUCAAGCAGCCUAUGGGAUGGACCGGAGUGGAUAAUAACGAGAUUUGCUGUUUGUCUGGUCGUUUUAGUCGCGGAUUUUGCAACUGCGAGCCACGGUCUGCUUUCAGAUGUCGUGAGUUCCCAGAAAUCGCAUAGAGCACCAUCUCUAACCCCUGAUCUCGCAUGGUAGGCAGCGCUAUCUCUAAACAUGUCUGCCUAGACAUUCCAUGCGUCUGCCGAACACCAUUAUGAGUCAUAUAUUUGUUUAAUAGAAAGACAACUUGGUUUAACCUGAGCCGCCUACGGGAUCUAAUUUCCCCCCUAUCCGUAGGACAGUUUGCACUGGAAGAAAGGCAAAGGGAUAGGAUGGGGAGCGGAAUUACCGAAUGUGAGGACACGACAUCAGAUACCUUCAUCUGGUUUAGUCCUCCGGUCAGGGCGGUUGUCAGAGUAUGGCCGCCAGGCAUAGCCCAGUCUCGAUGGGCUUCGGAUUUCAGUUGCGUGCCAGUUAAGGGGUUGCAGACCGGGGGAUGGGUGUUGCUAGUUGAUGACGGUCAGUAACCAGAAAUCGCCAUUUCAUUCUCCCUAGUCAUUAUCGGUAAUGCUAGCAUUUAGAGGGGGUAUUAGCCAAUCACGAAUUCAAUUUCGCAUCUACCAUCAUGGUCGAUCAGACUUGAUGCAAGACGAGCCGAGGAUUGAUUGAAGCCUGAACCUCGGAUGAGGUCUCCGUCCAUCGAUAUGUCGAUUUGGCGCCGACACACAGAGCCGUACACAGUCGCCUCCAGUCUUGCGCUGUCGGUCGAUGAUUGGCCUAAAUUCCCUAUAACUGUCGCUUGUUCUGUUGCUGUUACUAUCUCUGACGAUGGACUCCUACUCGAGUCCGAAAGCUCAGGACAAUAAACAAAACGUUCCGGUGCUCGAAACCUCUUCUUCACUUAUAUAUACGAUAAGGUGAAUUAUACAAUACCUUGUUACUUAAUUCAGGAAAGUAGGUGUGUAAACGUUCUUUGAGAUGUGGAGUUUAUCCAUAUCCCGAAUGUCUCGCGUGGAGGAUUGAAAAGUAAAAACGAGCACCGAGCGAAGUUGUUUGUUAUUUUAAGGAUCCGGGCUUUUCAAGAGUUGCGCCUUAGUGUAUAGAGAAUGCAAUAUAACAAUCGGUCUGGAGGGCCAAAAUUGCAAAACCUUAUCCUGAUACGUGGCACGUCUCUCAACUACAAAAGCACUUGCCUAAUCGUUUUGCGAGUCAUGAGGAGGAUAUUGCCGAGUAAUUGCCGCAGUUGUCAAUUUAAACUGCAAUGUUAAAGAGGCAGAGGACCCACCAUGAACUCGGUUGUCGGCUUUUCGCAAAAUACCUUCGCUGGUUAUGUGCGUUUACUAUCCAGAUAAAAGACCAUUCUUGUUUUAUAUACUCUGUUCAUGUUAUCGCUGAUCACACCAACCCGCUCGAAGAAUGGUUUAUACUUUAAGCCUUACCUUUGUUUCUGUGCCGUUUCCACAGGUCAAUGAAGGGCAGACUUCAUUGCCAGUGCUACGCGUUUGACGAAACAUUCAAGCCCCACAACGUUGAAAAAUUCGUCAUGGUAAGAAAACAUUAUUUUCAAGUGCGGAUAUGGACAGGCAUUUUUCAAUGACAAAAAUAUAAGACAUGCGAUUGAAACUGAGGUGUUACUUCCGGGUAAGACUACUGGUAUUCUGCUUAUUACAAGGCGUUAUUGAAAGCGUGGAAGUGACGCCCGUUCCUUGUUCUCUGUUGACACUGGAUAUAUUUAAUCGCCUGACUGGGACAGUAGCACGCGAAAACGGAAUCAUUAAAUCGUGCCUUGAUGAUACCUUUGAGUCGAUUCUAAUUUCCGAUGAACUUCGAAAGGCACGCAUUUUCACAAUAAUUGAUUUCUUAAGAUGCUUCUCAUUGAGGACUCUGAGAACUACUGUUUAUUUACUGAACAAGAAAGGGACGAGUUUCUGUUCAGGCUAUUUAAGCACAUCUGCAUCGGCGGCGAGCUCUGCCAGUUUGAAAACGAAAUAAAUCCCUACCUGGACUUCGUACGGUCCCUUUAUCGUGACCUCAUUAGGUUCUUAACCUGUUGCAAUUCUAAUUUCAAAACUUAGCGUCCAAAAGGACCAGGCUUCAAAGGAGCUUCGCAUCGUUUCCCACGUAUACUCUCUGAAAAUCAAGGUACUUCAGAGCAUUAUAUUAUAGGUUGAACUUUAUAUCUAAACUAAUCUUCAUAUUCUUUUGCCGGUUCUAACAUUUUCAGCACUUUAGGAUGAAGUAUAAGUAUAUUCGGUGACUGACGAAUACCAACAACUGGGCCUCGAUGCGUUUGCUGAGGUUCGAAUUAUAAGGCAAUUCGAACGAUAUGUUGAUAAUAUAGGUUAUCAGAGCAUAAAAACGCGCGGUUCAGAGUCGAGAGGCUUUUGUUUUCGGACAAAGUUUUGCUUGCAUUUUACGCUUAAACAAUAGGAUUGUAGAAGGCUUAAUUUAACGUGCGUUUUGUGAACAGUCUCUGGCGAACCGAUCGCUCAUAGAUUUCUGCUAAUUGUGCUUUCUACCAUAAGACGCCCAGAGCUGAACUGCUAUUUAGAUGACUGAGUAGGUUCGCUGUGGGACCAUCAGAGCGAUAUCGAAUCCCAUGACCUUGGCCCCACUCACGGACCAGAGCACAGUAGACUAUCUAAAGUCUAAAUUUUCCGCCUCGAUAGGAACGAAUGAAGCCCAAAGAGAUUAGAUAGAGUAUUUCGGUGGUCCAAAGUGAAAAUUCAGUGUUCCGUCUGGCAACAUGGCGAGGGUUACGAAAAAUCCGCGAGACAUGGCAUCUGAGAAACGGUAAAUCAGAUGAUGGCCAACGCUUUCCAUGGUAUGAGAACUUGUCCGUCGCCCACCGCUUCCAUAUGGUUAAAUGACAAUUACUGGCACAUGUGUAGUGGUCAUCUAUGCUCCCACGCUCGACGCUGACGACGAUGCAAGAGCGAGUACAACAAUUAAUUUGGUGGUGUUCUGACCUAUCUAUAUAUCUUCUACCGACAUCAAAAUGCUUACAUGCAUGAAACACGCAUGCCAGCAAAGCUAAACCAAGGACUCUUCAUGCCAACGUGAUAUGUACAAUCGGAAAAAGAUGCAGAGUGGCGUUUUGUUUCUUGGUUUCAAAGGCGUAACGCUUCAUCAAAUGAUUAUGAGGAAGGAUAUUUUUAUGCACGUUUUUCAUAGAAUAUGUUUGAACUUAUAAGGGGCGUCAAAAGUCGGUGAGAAGGUUUCUUACUAUAUAAAUAGCUACUUUUUACCGAGUGUGGUUUGCACGAGCGGCCGGAAAGAAGCCCACCCAAAUGCCAGUACCCUGGAGUGACUAAAGUGUUGCGGAAAUUUUCUGCACCAUAAUCAAUAUUACAAACCCACCUAAGUAAUCUUUUCUAACUAAAAAAACUCACUUCAAAAUUUCGGUUAACAUUUAAUAAGAUAGCUCAUCUAUUAUACGUCACAUGACACGCAGACCCAGGGACUAAGCGUUGGCCAGCAGCAUUAAAAGUUGUGUUACGCACGGAACGCUGUAGACCCAGAUUCAGGAUAUCGCUCUGUCUGACGCGCGAUCGGUGGGACCCAACCAAAACUGAUAAUUGCAGAAUUCUGUCAGCAAAUGGAAUUAGCUGAAUUAGCACAAGAAAACUCUGCCAACUUUUUGCUCUCAAGUAAAAGACAGCUCAGCAGACAGUCGGCUUGUCAAAGUUCAGGCGGGCUCUCCUAUCACAUCUUUGAGCGCCACCUAAUUCAGCUGUCAACAAUAUCUAAUCAAGGUGCUCAGCUCACCAUCGUCUAGUGCGCUAAGCGUGGCUUCUAUAACCGCUGCCCUUGUAACCCCCAUAAUUGCUACCGUACACUGACGUUCCGCGUCUUCGAAAUAACUGAACCUUGAUUGGCAACAGAUCGCAAGUCGAAGUUCUUAGGAGGACUGGGGAAGAUAUUUCAGCUAGUGUAACACACCGAUUCAGUCUCACAGAAACAUAGCGGCGCCGAUCUACUCCCUGCCUUUCUUCAAAAAGGGAGAGAAGAUGGAAUUUCACACCUUCAGAGGUGUCAGCUUAGUAGGAAUGGCCGCGGAGAUCUCCGCGAAUAUCCUAUUGAAUCGUUUUAACUUCGCCAGAGACGCGGGGACAGGAGGAGCGUUUCCAUUCUACGAGAAGCCAUCUGGGGGCCGUUCAGCCCACAGCAAAUCUCAGAACAGAACCGCUUCUUAAAAAAGCGAAUACGACGUUAGUUUCCUCGUUUACGCGGCAGUUUUCGGUCCAGUCAACCGAAAUGCGGUCUGGGAGGCCUUGCGCUCGAAACUUGUGAUCUUAGUGAAGGUAUACGUUUAGGUUAUGUGCCUGAAACCUUAACCAUAUCGCAACGAGAGUGGGUAUCUCAUCCCCAACGCUGUCAUCCGACAAUUUGAGUGCUCUCCUCGGUCCUUUCUUAGUUAUGUAAUAUUUGCGGUGCUAUUAAGAAGACCCCAUGACCAUCAAGGUGUCCAAGCACGAGCGGGUCGUUUCGUCUGGGACAUAGUUCUGCUUUGAAAAUAUUCCAAGGAAGUGCACUUCGCCCUUGACGGCAUAACAGUUGCGUUCCACAGAGGGGAGCUGAAAGUAAGCAUUUGGAAAACCAAUGCGUCACACCUUACGGCACUACCCCGUCCCGCUGGAUGGCGAGGAAUUUAGCGCAGCUAAAUGUUUUGUUCAACCCGGGUCUUUCGUGCUACCGACCAACAAAUGUUCGGGACUGUAAACCGCCGCCUAAAACUUUGAAACAGGAUGCUCUGCCGAUUCGGGAUUUUGACCCAAGGCAAGGUUUUGCAUAAAAACGAAGAUUUACAAAGACACGGUUAGAGCUGUCCUCUUCUGUCGGUCUCUACGACCUGCUGACUUCGAGAAGGUCGAGGUAACCGACAGUUGGUACCUUCAGGGAGUAAUUUAGCCUUGGCUCACGGACCACAGCGCGGAGAUCUCCAUUGGCACCGCGGAGGCAUCUUCUACGGGCGCCUUCUCAGCCGUCGUUAUGUGGAGUUCGUCCGCGGAGUUUUCGCUAGUAACCCCUCUUCCAUUUGGCACAGUCAUCAUGAGGCAGAGUAAACGGCGGACAAGUGUAGAUGAGUCAUGUCUUGAAGGAACUCUGGGGCCCAUCAGUGUCGGGGAGAUGAACUCCAAGUCGACUGCGAUCGCUGCGAGUCUAGUCAACAGUCGCAGGAUACGGGCCGCACCGCUUCGCGAUGCCUUGGACUCGGGAGUCUACUAAAGCAGAUUUUUGGCUCAAACAGAAAAGUAUCUCGAGAGUUGUUAUCAGCCAUGGUUAAUUCGUGAUACAAUGCCAGAAACCGUAACAAAACUUGUCUACUACCUCAUUAAGUAGAGAUCAGCAUAAAGGGUAGAAGCGUGGGCCGUAAUAAUCUAAUAUCCAAUUUGAACUGUAUAGGCAAGUUGCUUUGCGCAUUAACCUAUUGAACAUGCUUUUUUUCUAGAGAAAUAAUGAGGUGCUCUUCCCCGCGCCAGAAGAACAUCCGAACAAUUUCGCCUACUUUGUGAUCAAUCCAAACAGGAGACAUGCGGUUCUGAUUUCUCACGUUUUCGGUGUAGGACAGUUCUGA
Spirometra erinaceieuropaei is the source of this 9708-nucleotide messenger RNA. The record is from the annotation of a GenBank genome assembly. NCBI's taxonomy places the organism in Eukaryota, Metazoa, Platyhelminthes, Cestoda, Diphyllobothriidea, Diphyllobothriidae.